Messenger RNA from Kuraishia capsulata CBS 1993, 954 nucleotides. RefSeq lists its product as uncharacterized. The transcript has a single exon. The coding region runs from base 1 to 954 and encodes 317 amino acids. Gene Ontology annotation, biological process: cell differentiation; negative regulation of transcription by RNA polymerase II; anatomical structure morphogenesis. Gene Ontology annotation, molecular function: DNA-binding transcription factor activity, RNA polymerase II-specific; RNA polymerase II cis-regulatory region sequence-specific DNA binding. Lineage: Eukaryota; Fungi; Ascomycota; Pichiomycetes; Pichiales; Pichiaceae. The record is from RefSeq and is a predicted model, not a curated record.
AUGCAAAUGGCCAAGACUCGCAAGCUUCGGUGUUUCGAGGUUGAGAAGAUUAUUGAGAUAUUCCUCCUCCGCAACAUAGCCAUCAAAUUGAGAAUUCUUUCACAUCCUGCUCUACUAGGAAACGGUGUCUCGUACAAUCGCACACUUGUUGCAGAUAAGGGUUUAUGUUGCAAGGAGAUUGGCUCGCAUUUGUAUGUCGAAGGAAAGACCCAUGCAGGUCACGAGCGUGUCAAUUCAUCGUCUGAGAACUCAAUAAUGGAGAAUUUCGUCCAUAUCACCGAGAUUGCGAUCUACUUUAGAACACCAACGGAUACAACUACCGACAGGCCCAAGAACAAGCCCACUGCUGGGCGUCUUGGAACCCCCAAAAUUGUCUUGCAAAAGCCUUACAAUACUAGAAGUUCCAUCAAAAAGAGCCCAGGUUCGAAAACGGUUUUGCCCAAAAUUGUAUCUCAGAGCACAACAAUUGACCACAAGUAUAUCAAAAGACCACUGAACUCGUUCAUGUUGUAUAGAGCAGCCAUGUCCAGAGUCUAUACUCUUCUGUGUCUCGUGAACUGUUUGACCGGAUUCAUCAACGAAAAUCUUGGCUGGAAAUCUCCUAGAAUAGACUGGAAACAAAACGCUGACUCCGCGACAACGAUCGAAAAUGGCGUGUUGAGCUACGAUCUUGCCAAUGAGCUGGAGUUUCUGCGUGAGAUAGAAACUCUGGUCCAAAAAGGCGAUCCCAAAACUUUGGAGAAAAUCAGGGCCACGUUAACGCUACCCAAGUUGAAUCAUCACAUGUGCGUUCACGUUAUUGCGAUGUUAUGGCAAACAGAGUCAGAGUCCACCAAACAGGAGUUUUCGGCACUGGCAGUACUGGAAAAAGAGUUGCAUUCCAAGUGUUAUCCGAAUUAUAAAUACAAUCCACGCAAGAGGGAAAUUGACCCUGUUUACUGGGGGAAGGAAUGA